CUCUACAGUGACUUCUCGGCUUUUAAAAGAGACCAAGAGCGUUUGAUAUCAAUGACCAAUGAUCUUGGAGUUGACUUUUUGGAAGGUCAACUGAUGAUGUCCAACGGCAUCGUAGACACCUCUUUUUUUCCACUCUCCGAUCAAACAAGAGUUGCAUCUCUUGUCAAUGACCAUCGUAUCAUCUAUGUUCUCGAAGUAGCCAAGUAUUAUGAUAGCACGACCCUUCCCAUCAUUAACCUGGUGAUGGACAUGUUAUCUAAAACUCUAGGUUUUGCUCCCGGUUUCAUGUUCAUACAAGAUGUUCCUUAUUUCGAUUUCUUGAACCGUGUCCGAAACGAGGAAGAGAAACUCAGAUCUCUAGGGCUAUGGGAAGUUCCUCAUCCAUGGCUAAAUAUUUUUGUCCCGAAAUCUCGAAUUCUAGAUUUUCAUGAUGGUGUUAUCAGUGGCCUUCUUCUCAACCAAACCGCAACUGCUGGUGUUACUCUCUUUUAUCCCACAAACCGAAACAAAUGGAACAACCUCAUGUCAACGAUGUCACCGGACGAAGACGUUUUUUAUGUGAUCGGAUUACUGCAGUCAGCUGGUGGAUCUCAAAAUUGGCAAGAACUCGAAAAUCUCAACGACAAGAUAAUUCAGUUUUGUGAAAACUCGGGAAUUAAGAUUAAAGAAUAUUUGAUGCAUUAUACAAGAAAAGAAGAUUGGAUUAAGCAUUUUGGACCAAAGUGGUAUGAUUUCUUGAGGAGGAAAAUUAUGUUUGAUCCCAAAAGACUAUUGUCUCCGGGACAAGACAUCUUUAAUUAACUUGUUUACAUGUAA
Molecule: messenger RNA, 816 nt
Organism: Camelina sativa (false flax)
Lineage: Eukaryota; Viridiplantae; Streptophyta; Magnoliopsida; Brassicales; Brassicaceae
Source: RefSeq, a predicted model, not a curated record